AGAAUCUGAAAAUUGCAUCUUUGUAGUUGAAUCUCUCAGAGGGAUUUGGUCGAGGAUGGCGUCCAAGAGGAUUCUAAAAGAGCUCAAGGAUCUUGUGAAAGAUCCUCAUGUCUUUUGCACUCUUGGUCCAGUUGCUGCCGACGAUUUGUUUCACUGGGAAGCAACAAUUAUUGGUCCACCUGAUAGUCCCUAUGCCGGUGGAAUGUUUCUUGUUACCAUUCCCGGUGCACUGAGCUCCCGCUAUGCGCGGGGUCCGGGGAAGGGCCGGACCACAAGGGUCUAUCGUACGCAGCCUACCCUGCAUUUUUGCAAGAGACUGUUUUCACGGCUCGAACCCGUGACCUCUUGGUCACAUGGCAACAACUUUACUGGUUACACCAUGGCUCCCCUUCACAUGCUCAUAGGCUCCUAAUUGUUUAAAUUGUGCAAAGGAUUCUUUUCACAGAUCAAAGAAGCUAUCGUUUUUGUUUUCUUGGCUUGUAAUUUUGCAGUAUCAUUGAGUUAACAAGUAUAUUUGUUCAUGCUAAUCUUCUAAUGAAUAUACAGAUAUUUAAGCUCAUUUGCUAGGGAGAGAACUGCUUACAAUUGAUAUGAAUAGUUGUCUGGCUUAGUACAUUGGUCUAGAAGAAGUCCAAUUUAUAUGUUAGAUUCAGUUGGAUAAGUACAUUGGUAUAGAAGAAGUUCAACAAAUGUACCAAUCAAUCGACAACUAUGCCUCAACUCCAAACUAGUCGGGCGCAAUGGCGGAGCCACAUGCGCCCAAGGGAGAAAAUAUGUUUAUAUACAAUAUAAUGACACCCCUUAAUGAAAAUCCUGACUCCGCCACUGGUCGGGCGUUCAAUGUGAAAUUUUUUAUUAUGGGAGUUGGGUGUCCCCUGAAGAAUGAUUUCUGUAAUGUCUUUGCAUUUUCUUGUUUUUAAAAAAAAAAAAAAAAAUACUCUUUUCCCUGGACAAAUUUAUAUGACAAUACGA
Molecule: messenger RNA, 972 nt
Organism: Nicotiana tabacum (common tobacco)
Lineage: Eukaryota; Viridiplantae; Streptophyta; Magnoliopsida; Solanales; Solanaceae
Source: RefSeq, a predicted model, not a curated record